Messenger RNA from Vigna angularis (adzuki bean), 1846 nucleotides. RefSeq names its product protein SUPPRESSOR OF GENE SILENCING 3-like. The transcript is spliced from 4 exons. The record is from RefSeq and is a predicted model, not a curated record. Lineage: Eukaryota; Viridiplantae; Streptophyta; Magnoliopsida; Fabales; Fabaceae. Gene Ontology annotation, biological process: defense response to virus; regulatory ncRNA-mediated gene silencing. The coding region runs from base 16 to 1536 and encodes 506 amino acids.
AGGUCCUGUUGAAUCAUGGCCGAAGAUGGUGCUGAUACUUUUCCGGAGUUGCUAAGUGUGUACAGAGUGUCUGGUCCCAGAAGCAAUAGCAUUUCUGAUGACAGUGUUUCAAAGUCCUGCUUUUCUCAAAACUCUGUUCCAAAUGUUUGGAGAACUCCAAAUAUUAUUCAGAAGCUUAAGCUGGUAGAGAGGGUUAAUGGUGUAACGAGAGUGACUGACAGCAGUAGCCAGAAGUACAAAAGCAACUCUCUUCCUCCGCAGGACAAGAGCAAUUCUCUGUCUCCGGAGGACAAAAGCAACACUCUUGGUACUCUGGCUUCUGAGGGAAGUGAAACUUUGAACGACAGCAAUUUGUCUCUUCAAUCAGUAUUGACUCCAACAUUAGAGAAAAAGUUAAAUUCAUCUACUGGAGUUGAUGCAACUACAUCUAAGGAUUGCGAAAAUGAAGAAUCCCUAGAAAUCUAUGAUGAAAACAAUGAUGAGACUGUUGACAACAUAUCUGACAUUGUCUCGGACAGUGAUGAUGAUUGUUCUUUAGAUGACAUUGUCUCGGACAGUGAUGAUGAUCGUUCUUUAGAUGACAUUGACUCGGACACUGGAGAGAGAAGCCAUGAACAGUGCAAGAACAGCAAGUGGCUUAGGAAUUUCUUUGAUGGAUUAAAUGCACUGGCCAAUGAGGAGAUAAGUUCACAAGACAGACAGUGGCAUUGUCCAGCGUGCCAAGGGAUCCCUGGUGGUAUUGGUUGGUACAAGGGGCUGCAAUCACUUUUGGAUCAUUCCAGAACAAUACAAUCAAAGAGGGUAAGACUGCACCGAAUGUUUGCUGAAACCUUGCAAGAAGAGUCUUUCAGGAGAAGGGUUCCAUUGACAGUGGUCUGUGAAAUCCAUGAUGGAUGGGAGGGUCUUGAUAGGUGUCAGAAUCCAUUUAUCGCAUGUGGGAAGCGCCAACUCUAUGGUUAUUUGGAUUCUAAAGAAGAUUCUGAUGAUUUCAAUCGUCACUCUGGAGGUAAGCCAGAUUUGAAGUUUGAAAUGAGAUCAUACCAAGAGAUGGUUGAGAGCAAGAUAAACCAUAUUAACGAUGAUAGUCGGAAGCUUAACAACUACAAAAGCUUGAUAGCCGAAGAACAAGUCAAAUCACAAGUCUGUGUAGAUUCUUCAUGUGAAUUAAGUGAGAAGUUAAGCCUCAGAAUAGAAGAAAACCAUGUUGAUCGACAGAACAAGGAGAUAGACGCAGAAGAAAAAAGUUUCCAGGACCAAAUCCAAGUCAUAGCACCAAAAGGAGACCAGUCUGUGAAAUUGCAGCACGCAAUGCAAGAAAAAGCAGAAAACACUUGUCAAGAAUCUGUCAAGAAAGAGGAGAAUUCCCAGAAGUACAAGGAGAUUAUGCAGUUGGGGUCGGAGAGAGAGAAAAUAAUGAAAAUUCAUGAAGAGAAAUGGUUGGCUCUGAAGAAGAAACAGUGGCAGGAGCUGGUUGAACUUGAGAAGGAAUUAGAGAAUGAACUGACGCAGCUCAUGGACAAGUACGCUUCCAACUAGUCAUAAGAGAAAGACAUAUCUAAACUGAAUGGCUGCUGAGUACAUUACCAAAAACCAAAACAGAAGAGUGGCUAAGACCAGAAUCAUCUACUGACAUACACAUAUCUCUCAUGAAAUUGGCUUUUUUGGUUGUAGUCUUCAUUCGAAAAAUGAGAGUGACAUUUGACAAACCUCACUGACAUUAGAAUUUUGGUCUCGUUUUACUCUUAAAUGUAGUUUUUGUUCUUAUUGUAUUUUUUAAGUUUAGCAUUCUUUGCUAGCAAGUUUUCUGUACAAUUUUAUGUUGAAGUUAUUGUCUUAUUGUAGGAUA